This is a messenger RNA of Habropoda laboriosa, 1488 nucleotides long. RefSeq names its product sorbitol dehydrogenase-like. Gene Ontology annotation, biological process: D-sorbitol catabolic process. NCBI's taxonomy places the organism in Eukaryota, Metazoa, Arthropoda, Insecta, Hymenoptera, Apidae. The coding region runs from base 127 to 1236 and encodes 369 amino acids. The record is from RefSeq and is a predicted model, not a curated record. Gene Ontology annotation, molecular function: L-iditol 2-dehydrogenase (NAD+) activity; zinc ion binding. The transcript is spliced from 8 exons.
CGCUCUUCUUUCCUAGUUGCAGUUUAUCGUUCCACCACCGUUCUUCCGCCAACUUCCGUUAAAUUCCGUGAAAUUUCGCGAAAUAUCUCAUACGGGUUUCGUACGCUCUGGUAUCACUCGAUUGCAAUGGACACCAACAUUUCGCCUUCCUUCCAGAAUGAAUCCAAUCUCACCGCUAUUCUCUACGGUAUCAACGAUAUUAGACUGAAAGAAACUCCGAUCGAGGAACCGGACCAGAAUGAGGUACUUAUGGAGAUGGGUUGCGUUGGAAUCUGUGGUUCCGACGUGCAUUACUUGGUAAACGGAAGAAUAGGUGACUUUGUGGUGCGUGAACCGAUGAUCAUAGGUCACGAGUCCUCGGGCGUGGUCGUGAAGCUUGGGAAGAACGUGAAAAAUUUGAAGGUGGGCGAUCGAGUGGCGAUCGAGCCCGGGGUAUCCUGUAGAGUGUGUAAAUUUUGCAAAGAAGGACGUUACAAUUUGUGCAAGGAAAUUGUGUUUUGCGCUACUCCUCCGGUACACGGUAAUUUGAGACGUUUCUACAAACACGCCGCUGACUUUUGUUUCAAAUUACCGGAUUAUGUGACACUGGCUGAAGGAGCACUGCUCGAACCGCUAUCCGUUGGCGUGCACGCGUGCAAACGUGCAAACAUUAGCAUUGGCUCGAAGGUUUUGAUCUUAGGAGCCGGCCCGAUCGGCCUGCUAUCGUUAUUGGUAGCGAAAACUAUGGGUGCCAGUCAAAUCGUUAUUACCGAUUUGUUACAAAGCAGAUUGAAUCUUGCGAAGAAACUCGGCGCCGAUGAAACGUUGUUGCUGAGAAAAGAGGACCCGGAGCCGGCAGUUGUGCAAAGAAUUCACAAGCUUUUCGGAGACGAGCCCGACAAAACGAUCGAUGCGUGUGGCGCACAGUCUACGAUUCGUCUGGCGAUUUACGCAACUAAAGCUGGCGGAGUAGCAGUUUUAGUAGGAAUGGGUCCACCCGAGGUGAAAAUUCCAUUGAUCACCGCUCUCGUAAAGGAAGUGGACAUUAGAGGAGUGUUCCGAUACGCAAACGAUUACGCUGACGCGUUAGAUCUUCUGGCGACUCGAAAGAUAGACGUGAAACCAUUGAUAACUCAUAAUUACAAGAUGGAAGAUACCGUUCAAGCCUUCGAAACUGCCAAAUCGGGGCAAAGUGACGUCGUUAAGGUGAUGAUACACUGUAACGCAAGUGACCAGAAGAAAAGUAGCUUUUCUUAACGCUUUUCGUGUGCGCUACGACGAGAGCCGGUAACUGAAAUGUUUCGCAAUGAAAUGUAAAAAUUGACCAUGUUGUAUUAUCCGAUGACUAUCUUGAACUUGUUGUAUACGUGUGGCUUAUGGGAGAUUAACCAUUUAACGCUCGCGCCGAAACGUCCGAUACGUUCGCCGCACGCCAGUUUUCUUACUCUACCCGUUCACAUUUAGAUACGAAUCGAAGCUAUAUUUUCUAUUAAAACGUAUACAUACGCA